UUUCUUCUAGAAACAUCAUCAUCAACUACUACUGAGCUCCGCGCCGCCGUCAUUGUCGCCGCCGUAGAUUUCACCGCCGCCCUCAUCAUAGGGUUCUGAUUGGUACAUUUUUAGUUAUACUCAUAAAAAACUUUCUAUAGCUAUAUGAAAUCACUUGAUUCAUCAAUUUCUGAGCCCUAGAUUACCUUUUAGCUUGAAUAAACUGUUGAAUUUUGAAUGUCGGAGCCGCCGAUGGACUGUACGGAUUCGGAAUCACGGCCAGUGUUAGGUCCGGCCGGGAAUAAGACUAGAUCGGCUGUUGAAUUGCGUAAACCGGCGGCGAAACCUAAGAGUAAUAAAGUAGGUAAAAAUGAGGAAGUUAAGAAAACGAAUGUGAUAGUGAAUUCUGCGGUGUAUAGUCAAUCAGUAACGACUCCGGUGCCGGCGGUUUUGAGGCAAAAGGACUGUAAGGUGUUGAAGUCGAGUUUAUCAAUGAAUGCUUCGUGUUCUUCGGAUGCUUCGUCGGAUUCUUCACAGAGUAGAGUGUCUACGGGGAGGAUUAGUCGGCGGAGUGUGACGCCUAAGCGAUCUGGUAGUGUUUCGAGAAAUGGAAAAGUCGAGAGUUGUUUGAAAACUGUUUCGAAAAGUGGAAGAGUUGAGAGUGUUGGUAGAGGUGAUAAGGUUGAAAAUGUUGGCGUGGAGAGUGAUGGAUGUUUGGAGGCUUCACCUGAUGGCUCACCGGGACGGAAGAGAUGUGCUUGGGUGACAGCGAAUACUGAUCCUGGUUAUGCUGUUUUCCAUGAUGUAGAAUGGGGAGUUCCAGUACACGAAGACAAGAAACUAUUUGAAUUGCUCAGUUUAUCGACUGCAUUGGCUGAACUCACCUGGCCCGGUAUACUGAACAAAAGGCAUUUAUUUAGAGAAGUGUUUCAUGAAUUCGAUCCUAUUGCUGUCUCAAAAUUAAAUGAUAAGAAGAUAGUAGCACCAGGAAACCUUGCGACUUCUCUUCUUUCAGAACAGAAAUUACGAGGAAUUAUUGAAAAUGCACGCCAGUUUUGCAAGAUAAGUGAUGAAUUCGGGUCCUUCGACAAGUACAUAUGGGGUUUCAUAAACCGUAAGCCUAUAGUCAGCAAAUUCCGCUACCCUCGUCAAGUGCCAAUCAAGACAUCAAAGGCAGAGUCAAUUAGCAAAGACCUGGUUAAAAGGGGUUUUCGAGGAGUAGGCCCCACAGUCGUUUACUCUUUUCUACAAGUGGCCGGGCUUACUAAUGACCAUCUUGUUAGUUGCUUCAGGUUCAGGGAAUGUGUAGACGCAGGAUCCGUUAAGGAUGUAUCUGAUGAAUGUCAAAAUGGUAAGUCUGAUGGAAGGCGAUCCGAGGAAGGAAAUGGGUUGGGGCUAACGAGGGUUAUUGAUGAAUUGCGUUUAUCAGGUGAGUAGUUGCUGAGGUUAUUUGUAAUGCAAUGUGGGAACAGCAGGUUAUGUGUACAAAUUGUUGUAUUAAUGGUGUUUCUAGGUUGUAGAUCAAAAUGCACAUACAUGAAAAUGAUGAUCGUAAUGAUGAUGAUGAUGAUGAUUGUGAGAUUUUAUUCUUUA
Erigeron canadensis is the source of this 1572-nucleotide messenger RNA. RefSeq names its product probable GMP synthase [glutamine-hydrolyzing]. NCBI's taxonomy places the organism in Eukaryota, Viridiplantae, Streptophyta, Magnoliopsida, Asterales, Asteraceae. Gene Ontology annotation, molecular function: DNA-3-methyladenine glycosylase activity. The record is from RefSeq and is a predicted model, not a curated record. The coding region runs from base 217 to 1416 and encodes 399 amino acids. Gene Ontology annotation, biological process: base-excision repair. The transcript has 5 exons.